AUGAAGAAAAACAAAGCAUUACUUACAGAGCUUGGAGUUGCAGGUCGAACUGAAGUUGGAGAAGUUGCAGAUCCAACGAUGGUGGUCCUCGAACAAAGGUUGGAGAAGUUGGAGGUCCUCGAACCGAGCUUGGAGCAAUGGCAGGUUCAACAAUCAGGUCCAACAAUGGUGGCCCUUCCCUUUUUUUCCUCUUUUCUCUUCGGUGUGGAUCGAUUAAGGGAACAACGCAGUGGUCAUGGAGGUUCUAGGUCACGAUUGGGAGGAAGACGAGUUGCAGCUGUGCAAAAGUUUUUUGACCAUUUUACCUCUUCUCCUUCUGAAAACCCUAGCCUGAAAUCUUCUGUUUAUCUGGAUAACAUGGAGGAGAUUAAGAAGGUUUUCAAGCGAUUUGAUGUUAAUGGCGACGACAAGAUCUCUGCCACUGAGCUCGAUAAUGUUCUCAACGUCCUUGGUUCUGAGACUUCGCCAGAUGAGAUCAAACGGAUGAUGGCUGAGAUUGAUACUGAUGGUGAUGGCUUCAUCGAUCUCCAAGAGUUCGCUGAUUUUCACCGUGGAGUUAACAACGGAGAUGCGAGGAGUACUGUUGAUGGAAUGAGGGAAUUAAAAGAUGCUUUUAAUCUGUUCGAUCGGGACAAGAACGGUUUGAUAUCAGUGACGGAGCUUUACUCGAUUUUGAAGAACUUGGGCGAGAACUGCUCCCUCCACGACUGCUCCAAGAUCAUUAGCUCCUUUGAUGCCGAUGAUGAUGGCAACGUUAACUUUGUGGAGUUCAAGAAGAUGAUGAUGACUAACAGCAGAGCUUCCUCUCAUUAG
This is a messenger RNA of Telopea speciosissima, 813 nucleotides long. Its product is annotated as probable calcium-binding protein CML23. NCBI's taxonomy places the organism in Eukaryota, Viridiplantae, Streptophyta, Magnoliopsida, Proteales, Proteaceae. The record is from RefSeq and is a predicted model, not a curated record. Gene Ontology annotation, molecular function: calcium ion binding. The transcript is spliced from 3 exons. The coding region runs from base 1 to 813 and encodes 270 amino acids.